Impatiens glandulifera is the source of this 1451-nucleotide messenger RNA. RefSeq names its product probable leucine-rich repeat receptor-like protein kinase At1g35710. Gene Ontology annotation, molecular function: protein binding. The transcript has 11 exons. The record is from RefSeq and is a predicted model, not a curated record. NCBI's taxonomy places the organism in Eukaryota, Viridiplantae, Streptophyta, Magnoliopsida, Ericales, Balsaminaceae. The coding region runs from base 154 to 1146 and encodes 330 amino acids.
UCUCUUACACACAAAGAUCGAAGAAGGGAUCUUUACUUUGCUAAACGCAUACUAUGUUUUCAGAUCUGUAGGCGUAAAGAAAUUUUGAGGUACUGAACUCGUCGUGUAUUGACGACAUCUUAGUAAUCCAAAUAAAGUUGCCGGCGUUCAUUAAUGGCGUCUCAUCGUCCGGUUACUGCAUUCUCAGUGAUCUGCUUACUGCCUCUGCUUUUCAGCGUCCUUGUCCAUUGCAAAACUCUCAAGAGAGACGUGAAAUCGUUGAACGAAAUUAAAGCUUCUUUGGGGUGGAGGGUGGUAUAUUCAUGGGUAGGUGAUGACCCAUGUGGAGACGGUGAUUUUCCACCAUGGUCUGGAGUUAAAUGUUCUACUCAGGGAGAUUAUAGAGUUGUCACAGAAUUAGAAGUUUAUGCUGUAUCUAUUGUGGGUCCUUUCCCAGUUGCUGUGACAAAUCUAUUGGACCUUACUAGACUGGAUCUUCAUAACAACAAAUUAACUGGACCAAUUCCUCCACAAAUUGGGCGUUUGAAGCGUCUUAAGAUACUCAAUUUGAGGUGGAAUAAACUGCAAGAUGUUAUUCCUGCCGAAAUAGGUGAACUGAAGAGCCUAACUCAUCUAUAUUUGAGCUUCAAUAACUUUAAAGGAGAAAUACCUAAAGAGCUAGCAAACCUUCCUGAGCUACGUUAUCUCUAUCUUCAUGAAAAUCGCUUCACUGGACGAGUUCCACCAGAUUUGGGGACUUUGCAACAUCUCAGGCACUUGGAUGUCGGAAACAACCAUUUGGUAGGAACCAUAAGGGAACUCAUACGCAUUGAUGGAUGCUUUCCUGUGCUGCGUAACCUUUAUCUGAAUAAUAAUUAUCUUACUGGUGGAAUCCCAACCCAGAUAGCAAAUUUAACAAAUUUAGAGAUCUUGCAUUUAUCCUACAAUAAGAUGUCUGGUGUAAUACCAUCUGGACUUGCUCAUAUCCCCAGAUUGACAUAUCUGUAUCUUGAUCACAACCAGUUCAGUGGGAGAAUUCCUGAUGCGUUUUACAAGCAUCCGCUCUUGAAGGAAAUGUAUAUUGAAGGAAAUGCUUUCCGGCCUGGUGUAAACCCAAUUGGUGUACACAAGGUUCUUGAUGUUUCUGACAUGGAUUUCCUGUUCUAGUUGACUUGGUGAAAUUAACCAGGUUGCCCUGUCCUGAGUAAAAUGCAUCAAGUUUUGUCAUCCAAGGGGAGAGGAGCAGUUCAUUAAUGUCCUACUGCCUUUAUUUGUAGCUGUUGGAACUUUCUGAUGGAGUUGCUUCAGCUGUAUAUGAUUUUACUAGUAUAUCAAUGCCACAAAAUGAAAAACAUUCAUUACUGUUUCCCCCUCCAACUAAAAUGUUAAUUUCCAGUAAUGUAAGUCAUAAUUAAUACGGGUAGACAGACAAACUCUCUGAAAAUUAUAAGACUAAAGAGAUUUGUUUGAUG